Messenger RNA from Olea europaea var. sylvestris, 1431 nucleotides. RefSeq lists its product as uncharacterized. Lineage: Eukaryota; Viridiplantae; Streptophyta; Magnoliopsida; Lamiales; Oleaceae. Bases 1 to 1431 code for a protein of 476 amino acids. The transcript has a single exon. The record is from RefSeq and is a predicted model, not a curated record.
AUGACUCAUGAUGAUGGCGGGGUUGGAACUUUAGGUGCAUCGCAAGUGGCUUCAGGUUCAAGGUCUGUUACAAUGGACUCCGCUGAACUUGCUAGAAUUAUUCAAGAAGGGAUAGCGGUGGGUAUGCAACAAAAUACUCGAGCAGCAACAGGGUUCACCCCCAAUACACCAUUCACUCCAGAAGUCCUCUCACGCCCUCUUCCCGAUAGCUUCAAGUAUCCUCGGAUAAAGAAGUACGAUGGGAAAAUCGACCCCAUCAAUCAUCUCAAUGUAUACAUGGAUAUCAUGAACUUACAGGUUACACCAGAUGCAAUAAUGUGCAAGGCAUUCCCUCAAACCCGCACAAACGCAGCUAGAGAUUGGUUCUCUACAUUGGAACCUAACUCUAUCGCCUCUUUCUCAGAUUUGGUCAAUAAAUUCUCCGCUUUCUUUGCAAACAGCAAGCGAAUCAGAAAGAUAGCCGCAUUAUUCAUGCAGAUGUGUCAAGGACCCAAUGAGACAAUGUGUAGUUUCAUGACCAGGUUCAAUAAAAAAAGGCUUCAGAUCCCUGAUCUACAUAUCACCGUCGCAGUCUCAGCUUUGACAUACGCCAUUAAGUGUGAAGCAUUCAAGAUGUCCUUGUCUAAGACCCCGCCGAAGUCAGUCAUCGAGCUACUCACACGAGUUGAAAAGUACAUCAAUAUGGAAGAAACCAUGACCCUAAAAAGAGAAGUUUCCUCAUCAGAAAAGUCUAAUCAGAAAAGGUCGCAUGAGUCCAGUCUGAGACAAGAUAUACCUAGGGUUAAGCUAAGGCAGGACCCCUCCUUAACUUCCUUUACCCAUUUGAACACCUUAAGAUCCAACAUUCUGAUGGAGAUCAGGGAUUCGAAGGAACUAAAGUGGCCUCCCAGGUUGCGGUCUCUACUCGAUACUCGUGACAAGAGUAAGUACUGUGAUUUCCAUAGAGACCGCGGCCAUACAACAGAGGAUUGUUUCGCCUUAAAACAAGAGAUUGAAGCUCUUAUAAAAAGGGGUUUUUUAGGUUCUUAUGUUAGCAAUGACAAGCGCCCGAAGAAUAAUCAGAACAGAGACAAGGGCCUAGAGGGUCGGGGAAACAAGCAACCAAUCGCAGGUACUAUCAAUAUCAUUGUUGGAGGAACAACCUCAGGUAAAGAUUCUAGUAGAGGGUGUAAACAAUAUGCUAGGCAGCCUCCAGCCAUCUCAAGAUCAGACCUUGGCUCUACGGAGGACAUUACUUUCGGAACAGAGGACAUGGGAGGCAUAUCAUUCCCUCAUGAUGAUGCUCUAGUCAUAUCGGCCAUCAUCGCCAACUUUGAAGUCAAGAGAAUUCUGGUGCACAAUGGAAGUGCAACUAAUGUAUUGUCUCAUGAAGCCUUUGUUCAAAUGGGGAUCUCCUCGGAACAGCUCAAGCCAGUCAAACCACCUCUCUAA